ACACCGGAGAACGCGCCCGCCGCUACACCAUCACGACGACGCCCAGUGAGUUCGACGCCGGUGCACCACGUACACGACCGCAAUCGCAUCGUACGCAUUUCCGUCCGAGAUACGUAGAGGUCUAUGCGCUCGUAAUAUUAUUGUUGUUAUUAUUAUUAUUAUUAUUUUCGAUCGAUUGUCGCGCGCGUCCGACGUCGUCGGAAUAACGUUUUUUCUUUUUCCGCGAGACAUCACGAACACGUCCGCGUCGUUUCUCGCCCAGCACGUCGCCGCCGUCGACGGUACUGCCGCGUGCACGUAACAUGCAUAUUUUUGAAGAUAAACCACUGCAGUCGGCAAUGAUGCACCACAAGUUGACUUCGAAGAAAAUGGAUUACUCGCACUGUCCGCUGAAAAAACGACCGGUCCACUACGUCAAAUGCGAGUACAUCAAAGAGGAGAUGGAUUACGACAACACGGACGAAUGUUUAGAACCGGAAAACCUGAGCACUAAACCGCAAGACUUGAGCGUGAGAUGCAAAACGGCCGCGGUAGCGCCUUUGGCCAUCAAAAAAGAAUCGCCGCCGUCGUACGAAGACCAUCAAAACGCGGUAGCGCCGUUGUCGUCGCCGUCUCCGUACUACAACCACCAUCAGCAACAGCAACGGCAAGAACAAGAACAACAACACCAAAAUCACCAGCAACAGCACCGACUGCAGCAACAGCCGUACCAGCCGACGGCCGUCAAAGCCGGACCGCUGGAACCGCUGUGCCUGAACAUCGCGGGCGCCCACCACCCGGCCGCCGCGCAGGCCGCGGUCGCGGCGUACCAUCAUCACCACCACAACAACCGGCACUACGCGCCGGCCACGCCGCGGCCCGUGCCCGCGCAGUACCCGAACACCGGUUACCUGUCCGGUUACAUGUACCAGCAACAAAACGGCGGCGGCGCCGGCACCGCGAUGUUGGCCGCUUACUCGCCGACAAUGGUGGCCAUCGCCCGGGACGCGUCCCUUUCGCCGCCCGUGACCGCGGGCCGCACCGGUUCCGCUUUCAAGCCGCUGAUGCCGCUCACGCCGCCCGCCACCGCGGCCGCGGUUCCGCUCCGCAGCCCGCCCCCGGCCAUUCAGCUCAACUGGUACGGACGGACCGCGAUGAGCAGCUGGUCGCCGUCGUCCGCGGAAGUGGACUCGUCGCUGCCGCCGCCGCCGCCGCCGUCGUCGUCGUCCGCGUCCUCGUCGUCGGCCAUGUCGCCGUCGUACGGGCCGCCGCAUCAUCAGCAACAGCCGGCCGCGGCGCAACAGUAUCAACCGUACACUUCCGGCGACAGCGACGCGUCGGCCGCGAGCGGAGUCGUCAAGCGCGAGUCGCCGUCGGCCCCGUCGACCGCGGGACGGUACAAGUGCGCGGCGUGCUCGAAGACGUACUCGACCGUUUCCGGGCUGACCAAGCACCAGCAGUACCACUGCGCCAACGACGAGUCGCAGUGCGCGGCGGCCAAGACGUUCUGCUGCAAGUACUGCGACAAGGCGUACAACACGCUCGGCGCGCUCAAGAUGCACAUCCGCACGCACACGCUGCCGUGCAUAUGCAACCUGUGCGGCAAGGCGUUCAGCCGGCCGUGGCUGUUGCAGGGCCACAUACGCACCCACACCGGCGAGAAGCCGUUCUCGUGCCAGCACUGCAACCGGGCGUUCGCCGACAGGUCCAACCUGCGCGCCCACCUGCAGACCCACUCGGACGUGAAGAAGUACUCGUGCGCAACGUGCAGCAAGACGUUCAGCCGCAUGUCGCUGCUCACCAAACACUGCGACACCGGAUGUCCGCGAAUGCUGUCCCACCACCAGCAGCAGCAGCAGCAGCAGCAGCAGCAACAGCAACAGCAUCAUCAGCAGCAACAGCAAACGGUUGUUUAGACGCCGCCGUAUUACGCGCGUGUUAAAUUAUUGAACCUAUUUACCUAUAUAUAUCAUUAUUAUUAUAUUAUUUUCAUUAUUAUAUUUGUUUAUUAUUAUUAUUAUUAUUAUUUUUGUCGACACGGGCGUAUGGCGAGAUUAUUAUAUUAUUAUGAUUAUUUUUUUUUUUUUUUGAAAACGGUCGUGUUUCCCGUGACUUCCGACCUUAUAUUGUAUUCCCAUAUAGUAUAUAUGUACAUGUAAAAUAUAUUGAAAUAAUUCGCUGGAAAAAAAUAUUUAAAAACAAAUAACGCUUUGUGCAAAUCUCGGCCGAUCUACGCCCACAAGUCAUUCGUCAUAUUAUAUGAAAUGUUUUAUCUAAUUAUUAGACGUACUAGUCACAUUACUAUCGACAUAUAAUUUGCACUGUGUUUAGAUAUUAAGUUUUAAUUUUUUCUCUCAUAAAUUAUUGCUAUUAUUAUUAUUUUGUUCAACGGGUACGUGCCGUAUGUAUAAUAUACGACUGCGAUGACGUGUAUAACUAUACAGCUGCACCGUGUACGGCGCGCCGCGGUGACAUAUUAUUUUACGUCGCGCGGAAAUCCGGUCCGUUCGCCGUACCCUGCAGAGGUGCCUAAAAUUAUAUACAUAAAAAAUAUUUUGCUUUUCGCGGGUGCACGAUGAACGCCAACUAUUAUACCUAUUUAAACGAUAUCACGCUAAUAUUAUAAUACAUAUAUUUGUUUAUACAACGGGACUUUAUUACAUAUUAUGUACAUUAUUUAUAAUCGUUGUAAUAAUACAUUAUUAUGUAAAGACUGCCGCUGUAAACUACUAUUUAAGUCGCCAUAUUAUAACGUUUAACUAGUCGUUCCCGUCGUUCUGUGCGCAUAACCGAGUCACGCCGCGUGUGAUGGUUCAGUUAUAUAACACGACGGCGCAUUAAUAAUAAUAUAACAGUUAUUAUAUUAUUAUUAUGUUUAUUGUAUAGUAUUAUGUCAUGAAUAUGUUUGAUUUGUAUCAUCAUUAUUAUUAUUAUUUUUUUUUUAUU
Rhopalosiphum maidis (corn leaf aphid) is the source of this 2925-nucleotide messenger RNA. Its product is annotated as protein escargot-like. The transcript has 2 exons. Gene Ontology annotation, biological process: regulation of DNA-templated transcription. NCBI's taxonomy places the organism in Eukaryota, Metazoa, Arthropoda, Insecta, Hemiptera, Aphididae. The coding region runs from base 303 to 1895 and encodes 530 amino acids. The record is from RefSeq and is a predicted model, not a curated record. Gene Ontology annotation, molecular function: RNA polymerase II cis-regulatory region sequence-specific DNA binding; DNA-binding transcription factor activity, RNA polymerase II-specific.